Molecule: messenger RNA, 409 nt
Organism: Closterium sp. Naga37s-1
Lineage: Eukaryota; Viridiplantae; Streptophyta; Zygnematophyceae; Desmidiales; Closteriaceae
Source: the annotation of a GenBank genome assembly
ACCAAGGAAGGAGGUAUGGCCGCUGACGGCACGUCUACUUCAGGAGAUGCGGGAGGUGCGGACGGUGGUGGUGGGGGUGCACGUGCGGCUGAGCGACAGUGUGGUGCGAGACCCGCACGCCACCAGCAAGAGUGUCACUGCCGCCUCCAUGGCUGCUGCUAUGAAGCAGGCCGCUCCCAUCCUCGCCUGUGCCAAGGCAGUGGAGGACAUGUGGUAUCCCCCGCCUCUCACUGUACGCUGGAUGCUCAUCACCAACUCGAUUGACUUAAAGACGGCCAUCCGCUCCCGCUUUCCUGGCAAGGUGAAUACCUAUCCCACCUCUCCACUCCCCAUAACCCACCCAUGCAUAUCCCACCUCUCCACUCCCCAUAACCCACCCAUGCAUAUCCCACCUCUCCACUCCCCAUAA